Molecule: messenger RNA, 1684 nt
Organism: Xenopus laevis (African clawed frog)
Lineage: Eukaryota; Metazoa; Chordata; Amphibia; Anura; Pipidae
Gene: gpa33.S
Product: glycoprotein A33 (transmembrane) S homeolog
Exons: 7
Coding region: 167-1192 (341 amino acids)
Cellular component (GO): plasma membrane; membrane
Source: RefSeq, a predicted model, not a curated record
CGGAGUGAAAUAGGUAUAGGCAGGAAUCCCUGUGCUGCCAUUGGCUAAGCCCUGCAGGUAUUCACACAGCAGCAGUGGGUGUGGGAGGGAGAGAACUGCAAGUUUUGGUUUCUGCUGGGAGCCACCAUUGCCUGCCCUGGGAACCCACAUACGUGAAGCAGCCGGGAUGGGGACACAGGGAUACAGAUUGGUGCCUUAUUUCCUAUGGGCAGUUCUGGUGACAGUCUCUGCCAUUACUGUAGACACGCCAACAAAAAAAGUUGAAGCCGCUAGAGGGAAGAACGCCACAUUACUGUGCACCUACCAAACCAUUGCAGAUAAAAGUGGCAGCAUUGCUGGCUGGAAAAAAUUUGAUACCCAGGAUGAGGUUAUCACCUACUAUUUAGGUAGUGAUUCCACCUAUGGAGAUGCUUACAAUGGAAGGGUGUCCUUUACUGGUGACCCGGGUGCUAAUAAUGUAGGGAUCACCAUUACUCAACUUACUAUGCAAGACAACGGCACGUACCAGUGUGAAGUCAUCAUCCCCAAAGAUCGUAAAGGAACCCCUACUGCCAAAAUGGAUCUUAUUGUAUUGGUGGCCCCUACCAAACCCAUCUGUGGCAUCGAAGGGAGCUCCGAAUAUGGGCAAGACAUCAAACUGAAAUGCAACUCUGUAGAGGGAUCUCCAGUCCCAGACUAUCAGUGGACAAGUUACUCACCCCAGAAUAUGCCAAGGCAACUGCCACUAACAUCAGUAAGGGAUGGAAGUGAUCUGACUCUGAAGAACAUCUCGGCCGACACCUCCGGCUACUAUAUCUGUGUGUCAAAGAACAAAGUUGGGGAAGAGUCCUGUAAUAUCACAGUAGCAGUGAUGCCACCUUCAAUGAACAUUGGUCUCUACGCUGGAAUUAUUGGAGGAGGUGUCGCUGCGGUCAUAGUGAUCGGCAUUAUCGUCUACUGUUGCUGCUGCCGCGAUUCUAAAGAUAAAGAGGAUUACAAUAUGGCAUACAGAGAAGAAGAGGAAGAAGAAGCAGAAGAAGACAACCCACGACAACAGAACAGGCAACAGAUGCAGAGAAAUCAGAUGGAGGACUAUGAGAAGAAUGAUGAUGAUGAUGAUGAGGGCUACCAGGAGAGCAAACGAGGCACAGGCCCUCCGGUGCCACCAGCUAAUCGCAAACCUCACAUGAUUACUGAUUCUGCUGAUGCAUAAUGCACAAAAAUAACAAAUCUGACUGGGGAUUUAUUUUUAAAUAUCAAAAACUUUCAAAAAUGACUUUUUUUAUUAUUUUUUUUUAGCAGCUUAAAUUGAUACGCAUCAACUGGAUCCAAAACAAAAGGGUUAAUUGAGCAGUGGAGAUGCUGUUAAUGAAUCAGGCCCUGGAGAUGUAUUUAUGUUGGUUUUUAAUUAAUAUCCACAGUUAUAGGGGGUGAAUACUGACAGACCCCGACCGCUGGUCAGUUUAGAGUAUGUGUUGGGAUUGCUCAUUGGUCAGGCUCCUCCUCAAACUUACAUAAACAAUUCCCUGCCAGAUUUAUACUGUAUCAAUACCUUUGUCAUUAUGGAAUCUCUUUGCAUUUUUUAGAUUUUCAAUAUAUUUGUUGAAUAUUAACUGUAAAAUGUCUAAAUGUGUACAUUUUUUGGUUUAAAUUAGUUUUUUUUUCUGUAGAAAGAAAUGAAAAGUAAAGUUUAUAUCCAAAUAUA